AUGUUAGACAUAAAAACAAUCUCGGUUCGUCGUACUCUAUAUUUGACUCUUGUCCGUUGUCAACUCCAAUCUCAACUGUGCUAUGGUUCUCACGUUUGGGCUCUUCAUUACCUCAAUCAAUUGAGUUUAAUCAAGCGUACGGAAAAAGUGCAAAGACGAGCUACUAAAUUCAUCCUGGAUCUGACUGUUGAGAUGUUGGGUAUUAUGAUUCCUCUCUGUUAUUGGCAUGAGUUUCUUGAUAUGAUGUUUUCUUCAAACUCACUCAUGGCUUAUCAAGUAUGAGUGCAGACUUCCAAAGCUUCGGAACCAAGAGAAGGUAACAAGGUCAGCUGAUUCGGAUUGCAUCUGCAUGUGUUUCGGAAACGACAAAAUGUAAAACAACAACAUUUCAGAAGUCGUAUUUGACCAAAUCGACCAGAGUGUGGAGUAUUCUGCCAAGGAACUUGACAAGAACAUCGACUUCCUUGAAUGAAUUUACAAACGGUCUGCGCAGUUAUUACAAAUCGGCAUUAGAAAAUACUUUCGACGCAGAAGAUCCACGAGCAUUUAAAUCUAUAUGUUUGUCUUGUAAUAAAUGUCGUAGUGUGUCCAGUUCAAAGUUGUGUUGUUUUUAGUUAAUUUAUUUAAUUAAACUGUCUUGAGUAAUAUUUCUUUGUAUCGUAAUAAGAAUUAUGUGAAGGGCCGCUAUUAUUGGCGAAAGCUGUUACGUGUUCCCUGCCAUGUGACUGUUUUGUAAAUGUAAAAUGCAAAUAUAGUGUGAAAGAUGUAAUUGGCGAAGUUUAAUAAAUUAAACAAUCCGUCGGUGCACCUUCACAAAUACACGCCCCAUCUUGAUAAACAUGGCAUGUAAAUGACAUUGCAAGUCAAUGUCUAGUCUCGAGACACCAAAUUAAUUUAUUCCUCCCUCCUCAAUAGACCCUAGAUUUUUGGCAAUGUUUCAAAUCAGGCGGGUUUCAAAUGUACGAAAGCCACGAGCGCAGGUUCGGAAAUAGAAAGAGUAACAUAAUAGCUUACUGUACAAAAAUUUAACACAUUUUAAACAAUCUUUGUGCACAGAAAGCCGACUCGGCCAAAAAAGCGUAACCGCCGUCACGCCAUGAUUUGUCAUCAAAAUGCGCUUGCCAUGUUCCUAACCAGUGCGCUUAUAAAAGACAUACACCCCCCCUGAACAUCCACAAUUUUUUAAUAGUUUCAGGGGGGUGAAUGCCUCUCAUAAGCGCACUGUAUAGGAACAUGGCGACAGCAUUGCAACGGUUACGUCAAAACCUUUUCGAACCGACUUGAACCAAAGAUCAUAUGUUAGAUCCCCACUGCAGUCAAGCAAUUUUUCAGCUUGCCCAGUGUGGAGCCACUCAGAGAAAUGUAAUAUAAAAUCAUCUGAGUUCAAACGCCACAAUAAUUAGAUUUACAAUUAUUAUUAUCGAGAACCUUUAUCGUGCAUUGUAGUCCACAGACGAUAAUCUCUAUUUCAUGGUCAGAUCAAUUUCGAAUGAUGCAUACUCUUAUUUGUGUUGUAGAAGCGAAACCCGAAAGUUGUCGUGACUAUCAGGAAAUCAAAGUCCAGGAACUGAUUCAAAACCUUGCCAUUGGAACUAUCCCAAGAUGCAUGUGGGUCGUGCUUGAAGAUGAUCUUGUGGACAGUUGUAAACCUGGCGAUGACGUCACUAUAAGUGGUAUCGUAAUGAGAAGGUGGAAGUCAGUGAAAAUUGAUGUUAGUAUCACGCUCCUCCGUAGAGACUUAUUAUUUAGGCUUUUCAAACAUUCUUAGUACUAUUAGUAUAGGUAAUCAUGCGAUGGCGAGUACAAUUAGCGAUUAAUAAUACGAGUGAUGUUUGGAAAUUUUGCCAAAAUUGGACGAGCCGCCGUACUUGUUUAUUAUUAGCAUGACAAAAUUGGAUACUUAUCAAUGUCAACAUUAUAUUAUCUCGCCAAAGCCCAGUCCUACCAGACUUUCAACCAAAUUUUGGUGCUUUUGUUCGCAUUUCAUUUACUUCUUUUGUUAAAGCAAAAUUUGGUGCUUUUGUUCGUAUUUUCAUCUAGUUCCUCUGCGGUAAUUUCAUUUCAAAUUUGUGUUUAAAAUACCUUUCCGCCAUUUUGUUUGUUUUGAGAAAAUCAUUAAUUGUACUGCAAUACAAUUAAUGAAAUAAUUGUACUCCUCUCAACCAAUCAGCAUCCAGUAAUUUUGUCAUGCUAAUAAUAAGUCUUAUUAGUGGUACACAUUAGGGAAUUAAGGGAUGCAAAAUGGAAGAGGGCGAAAAAUGAAAAGAAAAGCCUAUGCCAAAUAAUGUGCGGUUCUGCACGUGCACAAGUUAGCUGUUUUGAAAAUAACAUGGCCUCAGCGAUACAGUCGAUAUGUUUGAAACCCCCAACACUAGCUGACAGGCCUGUGUGGAGGACAGUGCAAUAGUGUAUAGAUCUAUUUGUUUUUGACUGUCGAAGUUAUAUAUUUAUUAUAUAAAUUGCGUAUGGGUCAUGGAACGCAUCAUUGAACAUUUACAGUGUAUACAGAUGACGAUGACUUUGAAAUAAAGUGACUUUGAAAUAAUUUCAUAUUUUUAAACGUUCUAUUGUAUUAAUUCAAAUCUGGAAUUUCAAGAUGACAUUAUUAUUCGGAAUUUAUUUCUUUUUAAACUUUUCUUAAAUUCUCAGCUGGCCGUGGUCGUUGAAAGUCAUUCCAUGCAACAUCGCCUUAUUCGGCUUAUUGGUGUCAAAAUUCGUCAAUUUAGUAUCACUAUCACUAUCACUAUCACAUCAACUACUCAAACAAAAAGUACAGUUACAUAAAUGUGUCGCAUACUUUUUCCUAAUUUUAGACGAAAUGUGACUUGGAAAUGGUCGUUCAAGCUAACCAUGUCAAUGUCCACAACGAACAAAAUGGUAGAACCAUUGUAACAGAUGAACUAAGAACUGAGUUUGAGAAUUUUUGGCAGGAACACAGAGACAAUCCUUUGGAAGGUCGUAACCAUAUCAUUGCAUCAAUGUGUCCACAGAUAUUUGGUUGUUACGUCGUGAAAUUAGCAGUUACACUUGUCUUAAUUGGGGGAGUAAGGAGGGUUGAUAAAACUGGAACCAAGGUUCGCGGUGAAUCUCAUCUUUUGCUUGUUGGUGAUCCUGGUAAGAGAGCAUAUAGUAGCAGUAUUGAUAUUUUACACAGCGUAUAUUUGCUGUACAACCCACACUUUUAUACUGUACAUGCAGCUUGUAACUGAGGGUAUACAAUACUAAUCAUCCGUAUACUUGCAGCUGAGAGCUAAGCUAAAUUGGGAAGGACGCAGCUCAAGCUGACUAUCGAAUCGAAGGCUUUCUAAGGGCACCUCUGGCAGCCUCAUGUCUAGUCACGUAGUGCAUCAGCUAUACGCGCUCAAAAACGUGAAACUCCAAAGAUAAUGAAUGACGUAUGAAAUUAACGGUUCGAAUUCCAUAGUUCGACCAUGGAUCAUAAAAAUACUAUCCAUUUUUUAACUAUCCAUGGUUCGACUGUUACAUCCAUGUUGACAAAAACGUCUGGUGCAUUAAGCCUGUUUUCCACUCAUCGCAGAAACCAAAUCGUUGCGAGUCGAGUGUACCUUCAUCCAAUCGCAAUGCUAGACAGUUCAUUUUAAUUCGAUGUAAGCACUCGCAGUGAGCGUGCGAGUUGGUUUUUGCGAUGAGUGGAAAAGAGCCGUUACCUUUCUAUAAAAAGAUUAUCAACUUAGGAUAACUGACGCGUUAUUACAGGUACGGCUAAAUCACAGUUCUUAAAGUACGCAGCAAAGAUUGUACCAAGGUCUGUAUUAACGACUGGUAUUGGUUCAACAAGUGCUGGUCUUACAGUGACUGCAUUGAAAGAUGGUCCUGAAUGGCAGCUUGAGGCUGGAGCAUUAGUACUUGCUGAUGGAGGACUGUGUUGUAUUGACGAGUUCAGUUGCAUAAGGGAGCAUGACCGAAUAAGUAAGUAUUUUAAUGCAUUCAUGUGAGCCGUUUAAAGUGAAGAAUAUCGUUCACAGGAAUUCUGUAUUUGAGAUGGGUAGCUGGCAACACAGUAUGCAGAGGGUUUCAUAAUUCUAGCCUACGAUGCGGUGCCCAAACAAACGCAAUCACCGCAAUCAUAAGCGAUUACUGAAAUAACAUGAUCAGCGCGAGUACUUUACUAGCUAAAUUACCUUUCUAUCUUCCAGGUAUUCACGAGGCUAUGGAACAACAAACUAUAAGUGUAGCAAAAGCUGGGAUAGUUUGUAAAUUGAACUCAAGGACGACCAUCCUUGCUGCAAGUAAUCCGAAGGGAAAGUAUGAUCCAGAAGCAAGUCUUAGUGUGAAUACAGCCAUUGGAAGUCCUUUGUUAAGUCGCUUUGAUUUGGUCCUUGUACUCCAAGACACUUACAGUCAAGACUGGGAUAGGUAAACUUGUACAAGCUGAGAUGGAGGUUUCCUUACCUUUGCUAUUUAACAAAAGAAACGCCUAGGAAUAAGAAAACAAUAUAUGAUAGUAAUUGACCGUUUUGAUUCUUGAGUGUGAGAGGUGCAAAUUUUAUCAAAAUACAAAAUGUAAUUCAGUGCCAAAAAAUUGAAUGUGCAAAAACCAUUCAGUGAAUAAAAAUAUUUUCUUUGUUUUUUACUCAUGUUAGGUAGGCGGCUACGUAAUGCUGAAGGUACCACUCACCAAACCUCUUCACCUCCGCUAUCCUCCGAAACCCACUACAGCUGUCACUUCACCAAGGGGGAGGGAGUUCUGAUGGCGUUUUCCAUUAAGACCAUUUGAAAUGGCAUUUCCAGCCAUUUUGGAGAGUGGUUUCGGAGAAAUAGAAAACUAGGAAACGUUUUCCACGACAUUUCUUUCCCCAUGUCAUUUCUCUAGGAAAUAUUACCGAUUUCUAUUGGGAACCCUGUUAGCUACACAACAUAUCUUGACGAAGAUUUAUUAAUUUAAUUUCAGGGUUGUUUCCAGCUUUAUUCUUCAGAAUAAGAAAAUUGGCCAAAGAGAUACAAGUAAUUCUCAUCUAUGGAGUAUCGAAAAACUUCAGGCGUAUUUCUGUCUGGUUAAGACGUUAACACCAUCACUCACACCUGAGAGUAAUAGGUAAAUAUUAUGAAGAAUUAAAAUUUUGUUAAAUUUCGGAAUCAUCUGGCGCUUGCCUUGCCUUUCCUACGAAGAGAGCUAUUUGUAAUGCUUCUGCUGCCUCGUACCCAGGUGCUUUAAAUAUAAUACAUGAAGCAUUCAGGCAGGCAGGCGACGCGCGGAGGAGCUGUUGGGAAGGGUGCAAGUGCACUCUUCCCAUCAGCCCCUUUGCCCUUCUCUCGCCACUACUACAUCAUGUAAACUUGUCAUACGCGCAUCGCUGUUUUUUUACAAAAACACCUGGGUACGAGGCAGAUGCUGCUGUAUAAUAUUAUCUGGGCAAAGAUUACAAGGACAUUAAAUACUGUAGGCUCUGAACGUCCAGACAUACAUUUAAUAGUCAAAGAAAAGAUGCGUGCAAAAUGUUUUAUGCUGGAGACUGCGAUACAGUAAAAACCCGAACAAAAGGACCACUAUUUUUGCUACAUUUUGUUACACUACAAAUGGUUAUUAUAUAAAAUGUAUAUUACAUACUAUACUAAUCUGACAGUGUGCAUUAUUAACCGCUUUAAUUUUUUUAAUCCGAAAACAAGUAUUGUUUUCUUGUUUUAAAUUUACACCGUUAAUUGAUUUUGCGGAUUUGGUAAACCAGCGCGCGGGUAAAUGUAUCUCGAUAGUAUACAAUUUGUUUUUAGAUAUGCACUUAAGAUUAAAUUGGGUUUGUAGCAGCUUGUAACUGCCCUUUGAACUCCUUUCCACUUCACCUACUACUGUACAAAAGUUACAGUAUAAGGUUUUUUAUAGCCUCUUCCGCAGGCAUCUCUAUAGGGUCAGGGUUAGGGUGAUCGGUGAACAAAUUAGCUGCAACUAGAUUGUUUUUUCGAUACCUUUACCUAUAGAUAUGACUGCCGAGGUGGCUGCUUUAUCCACUGCUUCUUUCAUAUGCAGAGUUUUAUACUGUAUAAAAUUAUUUUUUCUGAAUUUAUGCAGGAUUCUCAGCAAAUACUACCAAUGCCAGAGGAGGGCUGAUACUCGCAAUUCUGCUCGUACUACAAUAAGACUUUUAGAGAGUUUGAUUCGUUUGGCUCAAGCUCACGCAAGAUUGAUGUUUCGAAAUACAGUGACUGUACAAGAUGCUGUGAUGGCAGUCUCAGUCGUUGAAUGUUCCAUGCAGGGCACUGCCAUUUUGGGAGCUACAAAUGUUCUCCAUACCAGGUUUCCAAAUGACUGUAAUGGUGAAUACAAUAAACAGGCUGAACUGGUAUUGAAUGCAUUGGAAUUGCAAGAUUUACUUGAAGCGGAACUUAGAUCAUGAGUGGGGGAAUGAAGUGGUAAAAAAGAGUAGUACAUGCAACUAUAUUAAAGAGAGGAAUAUAGAAUACUGAAAAGAGGAACAUAGGGAAAAGGUUGAAAUUGUAUUUGCACUGAAUGAACUGGAAUUACUUCAAGAGAACUUCAAUCAUAAAAUGAUAAAGAGAAGUACUAUAGAGGUAAAAGAGAAAUACAGUAAAUCGUUAAGAGAGAAAUUCACCCAGAAUAUAUAGAAUAUCCUGAAGAGACAGGGGAAUAGCGGAAACAGGCUGAACUGGUAUUGAAUUACACAAUUUUUGUGAAAUGAGAUGUACUUGUGGACAUGUUGUUGUGUAAUGCGCGUUCGUUAAUUCUGGACAUGAUAGUGUGUUAAAAUUGCAACCGAUACAUUUUCUGUACUUAAUCAACUUACCCCAAGUCGCUCAAAUUGCGAGUUAUCUGGAAAUGGAUAUACACAUGUGUAUGUUGAUGGUCUUGAUGGAUUAGGAUAUUAUCCUAGCCGACUUAAUUGACAGCUCAACAUGGCUAAUGAAUACAACGGAUAUCGUAAAUAGAAUGCCGUGAAUUAGGACAACUUGAUAUUGUUUUAUAGAUUAUAUUUUUAUAGAAUAUAUACUAGAAGUUACUAUCGCAAGGCAAAUGCUGCCUUACGACCAAAGCCCUGGGGAAUAUAUAUUAUCACAAUCCACAUGUUAUUAUACUAUCUCACAGAA
Molecule: messenger RNA, 7059 nt
Organism: Paramuricea clavata
Lineage: Eukaryota; Metazoa; Cnidaria; Anthozoa; Malacalcyonacea; Plexauridae
Source: the annotation of a GenBank genome assembly